This is a messenger RNA of Wyeomyia smithii (pitcher-plant mosquito), 2610 nucleotides long. Its product is annotated as elongation of very long chain fatty acids protein AAEL008004. Gene Ontology annotation, biological process: fatty acid elongation, monounsaturated fatty acid; fatty acid elongation, polyunsaturated fatty acid; very long-chain fatty acid biosynthetic process. Gene Ontology annotation, cellular component: endoplasmic reticulum membrane. The record is from RefSeq and is a predicted model, not a curated record. The transcript has 9 exons. The coding region runs from base 323 to 1498 and encodes 391 amino acids. Gene Ontology annotation, molecular function: fatty acid elongase activity. NCBI's taxonomy places the organism in Eukaryota, Metazoa, Arthropoda, Insecta, Diptera, Culicidae.
UGAAUUGAUUUUGGUGGUGUGUUGCACUUUCCCGUUUGCUGCCGCAGAUUUUUCUUUUCGGUUUCAUAUUUCGCUGUUGAUUUGAACGCGUGGUGCUCAUCGUCAUCGUCGUCGUCGCCGCCGUCGACGGUAACCUCCCCGGGGAUUCGGAUCGGACCGCAGCCGACACUUGUGUUUGACGUUUAAAAAACCUUCGUCGGCUGAUCGGUCGUGGUCGUCACGCUUUGGAUAAAACACACGAAUCAUUCGCAUACUUUUGGAGCAACAAUAGCAACAGCAGCAGCAGCACUAGCACCAGAUUGCUCUUGACUGGUCACACAAAAUGGCGUUCAUAUUUACAGAGAUAUACGACUGGUACAGAGACCUAAUGGACAAUAAAAGUGAUCCCCGAGUUGCAGACUGGCCCAUGAUGUCCUCGCCCUUACCCACACUCGGACUGUGCAUAUUCUACGCAUAUUUUAGCAAAUCACUAGCACCCAAACUGAUGGAGAAUCGAAAACCGUUGGAUCUUCGAAAUUUCCUAGUCCUCUAUAACCUAUUCCAGACUGUCUUCAGCACGUGGAUAUUUUACGAGUAUUUACAAAGUGGAUGGUGGGGCCACUAUAGCUUUAGGUGUCAACCGGUAGACUACUCUAAUAAUCCCCUUGCCUUGCGGAUGGCUCGAACCUGCUGGUGGUACUACAUCUCCAAGUUCACCGAAUUCUUCGACACGCUGUUCUUCAUCCUGCGGAAAAAGGACCAGCACGUGUCGACACUGCACGUAAUCCACCACGGCUGUAUGCCAUUUUCGGUGUGGAUGGGCAUGAAGUUCGCUCCGGGUGGCCACAGCACGUUCUUCGCCAUGCUGAACUCGUUUGUACAUAUUGUAAUGUAUUUUUACUACAUGGUAGCAGCCCUAGGACCAAAGUAUCAGAAGUACAUCUGGUGGAAAAAGUACCUCACCGCUUUUCAGAUGGUGCAAUUUGUGGCCAUCUUUACGCACCAGUUCCAGCUGCUGUUCACCGAGUGCGACUACCCGAAGGGUUUCAUGGUGUGGAUCGGGCUGCACGGUGUCAUGUUCCUGUUCCUGUUUUCGGACUUCUACAAGCAAGCGUACAGCAAACGGCGGACGGCCAUCGCCAAGCGGGCAGCCGAACAGCAGCAACUGCUCCAGCAGAAACAGUACGAUGCCCUCUCGCACAAUGGUGGCAUUAGUUUGCAGCAUCUCAACGGGCAUCUGGCCUACCAGAAUGGGAAACUGUCUAAUGGGGACCUGGACAAUAACAACCAGGCUGGUGCAUGUAUGCCCGUUCUGGACGACAACGACGAACAUGUGCGCAAGCUGGCUGCCAACGGAGGAGGCGUCUACAUGAACGGAAACGGCCCGAAAGCUUACAGCAACGGUGGCAGUACCAUGAACGGAUUCAUUGAAGUCACCCGAGCAGAGGAAAACGGUUCGUUGGCGAUGGCGAAUGGUGGUGGCGAUGGGUCACUUCGGGCGCGGAAGAUAGUCCAAUAACCCGGCGCCAGCGGUGGUUACCCUGCAGCAGCAGCAACAACAGCAACAAGCCGGAGAAAAAGCUGCAAAAUUCGCCGGCGCCAGCGGUGAAAUGAUUUCUCACUGUGUUCGCAAGUCCCUUCAACCUGUUCCUUUCCGGGAUUUUGGCUGUGCGUGGUUCGCAACCGACGGUCAGGAAUCUUCCAUGGGGGUGGGUUUGGGGGUCCAUGCGAAAACGAUCGAUCAAAAGGGGUGGUUUAGUGGAAAAUAAAGUUAUAAAGUGUCUAAUUAGCGGAUGUAAUAUUACACAGUUAAGAGAUAUGUAAAAUUUGCGUGAAUGUUUUGCGAUCGGCGAGAGAGAGAUAGUUCGAAUGUGUGACUGAUGUGGUAAUGGUGAGUGCAUGCGAAAAGGGUUUUCUAGGAUGUAGAUAGCGAUUAGUGAAUGAAGUUUUUUUUUGUUUCUCAUUGUAAGCGAUUCGAUGCGGCGUGAAACACGCUGUCGAGAGUAAAAGAGAUUGAUCGGAUAGAUAGGAAGAGAUCUGGACGACUACUGUUUUUCGUUAUGAAAUUAAUUAGCGCGAGAGAAGGAUCGUUUCAGAAACUGUCCUCGAUACCAGAAUGUUGUAGUGCAAAGAGAAAUGUGAACAGUGGGCAAAAGCAGAAAAUUAACUACUCGCUGAGGGGGAAUAGUUUAGGUAGCUUCUAGGAAAAAGGUGUUUUUUUAACUUUUAGAAAGAUUUAUGCAUACCAUUACUUAAAAAAAAAAAAAAGAUUUCGACCGAACUAUUUUGCACCAUUUUCUCACGACUCUAUUAAUUGUCACAGCUGUUCAAAGUUUGCGUGAAUAAACUUCAGUUUUUGAAUUAUUCAAACGACAUCAUCCGCAGUACGGUGUGGUGAACAUGAUUGUACGAAAUUCCCUCGGAAACUGGCCUUUUUUUUUGUUUGUUACAGUUUUGAACAAUUUGAACACUGAACCAGUAAACGCAUUUCGCACUCAGCGCGCAGUCAUCAAACAUGUUUGUGAUGACUGACUCAGACCGGCAGCACUUGAAGAAGAGCAACUUAUACCUAAGAAUAUGUGGAUUUGAGUGGAAUAUUUGAACAAUAAACAAUCACAAACCAGAGCGAAA